Molecule: messenger RNA, 648 nt
Organism: Penaeus indicus
Lineage: Eukaryota; Metazoa; Arthropoda; Malacostraca; Decapoda; Penaeidae
Product: CRISP/Allergen/PR-1-like
Exons: 5
Coding region: 1-648 (215 amino acids)
Source: RefSeq, a predicted model, not a curated record
AUGCAUUUGCAGCCUGACGGAGCCAUAACGUUUGUGCACAAUCGUGAGAGAUUACCAAGGCCAUCGCUCCCUGGCCCUUGCACUGACUCUGGUUGCCUAUUUACAAUGAUCCAAAGGCUGUGUUUGCUGCUAACGAUAACGGCGUGGGCGGGAUGGGCGGCAGGGCAGUCCCCCUACUGCAGCUUCACGCCCGAGCACACGCUGUGCGGCGCGUCUGGCCUCGGCCCCACCUGCGGGUCCCAGGUGCCGGGGCGAGGCGUGAGUGCCCAGGACGCCGCCCUUAUCGUGGCGCAACACAACCAGCUGCGGUCCCGGGUGGCCAUGGGGCAGGAGGGCCGUGGAGCGCCCGGGCCGCAGCCGCAGGCAGCCAACAUGAGGCUGAUGGAAUGGGACGACGAGCUGGCUUUGGUUGCUCAGGGUCAUGCCGACCAAUGUAUCUUGGAGCAUGAGUGUUCGGACUGCCGUCGUGUCCGGAGAUUUGGUGUUGGGCAGAACCUUCAUAUAAGCUUGCAGAGCAACUUCGACAACAGUAUCGAGUGGGAGGAUGCCAUCCAGGCCUGGUAUGAUGAGGUCGGUGAUUUCAACUCGUCAGACGUUGAACCUUUUCGUAUACUAUAUAUUAACCACAUAGUGGAAUGCGAAAUGUGA